UUCCUUUUGAAUUCCUCCAUUUUCAUUUGGGCGGUACUGUUUCGAAAGGGGGCAGAGAGGUGAGCGGCGGAGGAGGGGAAACGCUCGAGCGGCGGAGGCGGUCGAGCGGCGGCGGCGAGGUCCCUCUCACCUCGGACCUGAUUGCUCCCCUGGUUUGGUUCAACGGGGAGGCUGCGGAAAGCAUCUCACAAGGAAGUACCUCUAGUCUCUUCUCUUGAGAGUGAUGGUUCUCUAAAUGAUCCUUUUGUUCCUAAUGAUUUUGUAGCCGAUGGUUCUCAUCCUAUGUCCUUGGAAAUAUCUAGUGAUGAUGGAGGGCUUGACAAAGCUCUCUUUGACUUCUAUAUGGAUCAUUUGUCUUUGUAUUUUUUUCUUCAGAAAGUGAAAUGUUUGAAGAGGAAGUUAUCAAGUGUUGGAAGAAGAAAUGUGGAACUUCUCAGUGUCUUCUUUAUCGAGAAAGGCAUUGUCUUUGUGUUCUUCACGUUUGUGUCCCAGGGGUUUGGUUCUGUUGCUUGUUCUUUAGUUGCUAUGUCUUGAUGCAUUUGUUGCAAUGUCUGCACAGAGAAGUUCUGCGCCGGUGUUGUCGUAUGUGUCUUUCCCGGACACUUCCUCUCUUUGUUGAUAUGUGUUCACAGUCAACUUCAUGUAAUAAUCAAAAUUGGGAGCAUACUGGGAGUAAAAUGGAGUUUUUAGAAGAUUUGCUGACAUGUGGAUCCUUUCUUAGAUGUUCUUCCUGUAGAGUCCAGCAAUUAGUGGCAGAUCCCCCCUCUGUGUUCUCUCCAGGUGUGGUCCAGGAAAGCUGCUAGGAGAGAUCGGCUAGAGGUUUAGUACACAACCGGGUCUUUCCAGCCCGACCCGUUUUCGUGGAAACGAAUACAUUCUUUUUAUCGGUAGCUUUCUACAAUUACAAGUGUCAUCGGGACAGUGGUCAGAAAAUUUGAAUGAUACCCAAUUGAAAAUCAGUCAAAUGCAAAAUAGACAGUCCAAACCAUAUAUGUGAAGGUCUCCUGGUUAUAUGGAGAA
This is a messenger RNA of Triticum aestivum (bread wheat), 1020 nucleotides long. RefSeq lists its product as uncharacterized. The transcript is spliced from 9 exons. Lineage: Eukaryota; Viridiplantae; Streptophyta; Magnoliopsida; Poales; Poaceae. The record is from RefSeq and is a predicted model, not a curated record. Bases 384 to 803 code for a protein of 139 amino acids.